This is a messenger RNA of Penicillium bovifimosum, 615 nucleotides long. RefSeq lists its product as uncharacterized. The record is from RefSeq and is a predicted model, not a curated record. The coding region runs from base 1 to 615 and encodes 204 amino acids. NCBI's taxonomy places the organism in Eukaryota, Fungi, Ascomycota, Eurotiomycetes, Eurotiales, Aspergillaceae. The transcript has a single exon.
AUGCAGACCCGCUCACAAACCAAAGCCAACCAAACACCCCAGCCACCAAAAGAAGCCGCUUAUACUCAAUCCUCUAAUCCAGUCACACAAGCACCACCAGAGCAACGAGCCCCAACCGAGGCUAUCAGACACCACGGAGACUCAAUCGGAUCUAUAACCCGCACUGCACAGUCCAACCCAUCCAGCGACGAAACACGUGCCAAUCUAGACGCACAGCACAAGCAACACGAGCGUGAGAUGCAGAAUGCCGCCGACGUCGAUCUAGACUACGGCGUCGAGCAACAGCCGGCGGAGGGAUACAUCGCUGAUGCGGUGCAGCGGAAGGGGAUGGGGACGCAGCGGGCUCAGGCUGGUGCUCAUGCGGGGCCUGUUGGGAGUGCUGGUGGGCCUGGACAUCCGGGUUUCGGGGAGGCGGAGGAUACUGCGGCGAAUAUGGGGGAGAAAACAGCUGAACAUGAGAGGAUUCUUGGGGAGAGGGUUGGGAGGAGUCCGGCGAUGGAUGGGGAGGUUGAGGAGAGGGAGGGUGUUAGAAGGGAGAAGUUGGAGAGGGAUGAGCGGUUGGAUGUUAAAGGAGCGGUUGAGGAGGCGGCGGGGGAGCCGGUUGUGGGGAAGUAG